AUGGCUGCUCUGGACGAAAAGCUCAACGUGGCUAGAGACGAGACCAACUCGACCAAGUCCUCGUCCUCGGACACUUUCAGUGGGAAUGAUGGUGGUGAGGUCGACAAAGCAGUUCUGGAUUCCUCGACUCCAGAAAUGAGCGAUGAUGAUUAUCCCCACGGCAUCAAGCUUGUACUCCUCUCCGCCGCGUCUCUAGUUUCGGUCUUCUUGAUCGCAUUGGACCAGACCAUUGUUGGUACCGCCAUUCCCAAAAUCACAGACGAGUUUCACGGUAUCGACGACGUAUCUUGGUAUGCAGCGGCCUACUUUAUGACCUUUGGCGCUGCACAGCCCUCUGCCGGAAAGAUCUACAAAUACAGCAACCUCAAGUGGACCUUUAUAGUCUCCAUGAUCAUCUUCGAGGUUGGCAGUCUGAUCUGUGGUGUUGCGCCCAGCUCCGAGACCUUGAUCGUUGGACGUGCCAUUGCGGGACUAGGUGGCGCCGGCCUGUCAGUGGGUGGCACCAGCAUCAUUUCCUUCACCGUCCCACCGGCAAAGCGACCUAUGAUGAUGGGCCUGAUAGGAAUGACCUACUGUGUUGCUGCUGUUCUUGGCCCUAUUGUCGGUGGCGCCUUCACCGAUGGCGUGAGUUGGAGGUGGUGCUUCUACAUCAACUUGCCAGUUGGAGGAGCUGCCACUCUGGCAAUUUUCUUCUUCUUCAAUUUGCCGGCCGCUGCUACCGCUGCAUCACCACGAAUCUCGCUGACGAAGAAGUUGCUGCAUGUGGAUCCGGUUGGCAUUUCCUUGGCCAUGGGAAGCCUCACCUGCUACAUCCUCGCCCUUCAGUACGCUGGAGUCAGAUACUCGUGGAACAGUAGCCAGGUCAUUGGUCUCUUCUGCGGCUUUGGACUCCUCGCGAUUGCCCUACUGAUAUGGGAAAUCUGGUUGGGCGAUUACUCCAUGAUGCUGCCGAGGCUCUACAAGUCACGCUCACUCUCGGCCACUGCACCCUUCGGCUUCUUCUUCAUGGGAAGCUAUAUCAUCCUCCUGAUCUAUCUCCCCAUCUACUUCCAGAGCAUCAAGGAAGCGAGCCCCAUCAGAUCCGGCGUCGACAACCUGCCUCUUGUGCUCGCCGCCGCCGUAUUCGCACUCGCUGGCGGAGCUGUCGUCAUGCAGACCGGACGCGCUCAGCAAGUCAUGUUCGGAGCCUCCGCGCUCGCCACCGUCGCCAUCGGACUCAUCUACACCUUCGAAAUCAACACCUCGACCGCGAGAUGGGUCGGUUUCCAGUUUUUCGUCGGUGCGACCUUGGCUUUCGGCAUUAUGCAUGGCCUGAGCGUCGCCCAAGCCUACGUAGGGCCUGAGGAUCUUGCAGCCGUCACGGCCAACCUAUUGUUCUUCCAAACAGUCGGCGGUGCAUUCUCGACUUCCGCGGGACAGUCGGCAUUCUCCAACAGACUACUUGCAACACUGCCCAAGACAGCCCCCUCCGUAGAUCCAAGCCUCGUCUUCCUGACAGGUGCCUCGGAGCUCCACAACGUGUUCCCGCCAGACAUUCUGCCGGGCGUUCUUGAGGCAUACAUGACCGGUCUGAAGGCCGCCUUUGCCGUCUCCAUUGCCUUUUGUGGUACGGCAUGCUUGGUCAGCCUGGCGAUUCCCAUGAGAAAGCUUCCUACUCAUGGAAAGGGCAAUGGUGCUAUGGCUAUGAGCUAG
Molecule: messenger RNA, 1692 nt
Organism: Cyphellophora europaea CBS 101466
Lineage: Eukaryota; Fungi; Ascomycota; Eurotiomycetes; Chaetothyriales; Cyphellophoraceae
Exons: 4
Coding region: 1-1692 (563 amino acids)
Biological process (GO): transmembrane transport
Molecular function (GO): transmembrane transporter activity
Source: RefSeq, a predicted model, not a curated record